Messenger RNA from Drosophila persimilis, 2364 nucleotides. RefSeq names its product squamosa promoter-binding-like protein 15. The record is from RefSeq and is a predicted model, not a curated record. The transcript has a single exon. NCBI's taxonomy places the organism in Eukaryota, Metazoa, Arthropoda, Insecta, Diptera, Drosophilidae. The coding region runs from base 12 to 344 and encodes 110 amino acids.
UGGGCGCUGGCAUGGGCCUGAGCCUGGGCCUGGGCCACGGUCACGGCCUGAGCGUGGGCGCCACAUCGCCCACCACCUCGGUGGCCUCGGCCAGCCUCAUCGGGGCCCAUUGCAGUGCCGUCGGCAGCGGGGCGAUGGCCGCCGCUCCGCUGGGCAACAUUUGCAACACUCUGCCGCAUGCCCCCUCCAGCAAUGUGCCCCUCAACCGGAAUCUCGUCAUGCUGCGCAACCAUCUGCGCAAGAACACGAGCGGCAGCAGCAACAGCGGCGGCGGCGGCGGCGGCGGCGGCUGCAGUGGCGGCGUCCAGCAGCUGCUGCAGGAUCAGGACGACAAGGAUCAAUAACCCAUUUACUACAUCAAAUUCUUAGUCUAGGUCUUAGUCUUGGAUUAACUGUAAACUGUAUUUGAGUUAAGUGUAUUUCAAUUGCUGUGAUUCGAUAGUGAAAACAAAAGGCCAACACGCGUCUUUCAGUUCAAAUGUAUAGUGUAUAGAGAGAGAUAGACAGACAGGAGUAGCAGGAGCAGAGGCAGAACAGAUGAAGGUGAAGAGGCAGAGUGUAGCAGGCUUUGGCCUCAGUCAGAGUUAGUCAGUCAGUCAAUCCUUCCUCCGAUAAUGUUGGCAUUUACACAAAUAUAUAAAACACACACACACUUAUACUUAUACCUACACUUAAGUAAGAAAGAGGGAAAGAGAUAUUCUAUAUAUGUAUACUUGGUAAAGUACUGAACAUGUUUUGACUAUUUUUAGUUGGCUCUUUCACAGCAGGCUUCGUAUCGGUGUAUGUGUAUGAGACUUGUGUCCUUCCAACCCGUUUGCUUUCCUGUUCAAUUGCUUUGCAUAGGCAUAUGUAUAAUUCUCAACGUGAUAUUGUGAAACGUCCAGUUUGAAUUGCAUUUUACACAUACACACACACACACACACACACACACAGAAAGACUCCUUUCCAACGUCUUUUGAUUAACAAGAACAGACCACACACGCAGACAACCCUCGAGUUGAAUGAUUCCUAUUUUAAAGCACUCACUUGGAGGAGUGCAAGCAAUAGACCAAUUCAAUUUUAAUAAGCCAACGACGAACCACAAACGAAAUAUUUAUAGACACAAACACCAAACUGCCAUUCGAUACUAAUUUUAAUUGUUUUAUACUCGUAUAAGUAACAAUUAAUGUAAAGGAAAUGGAUGCUAAAUGCUAAAUGAAUAUAUCGGGAGACCAUGAGAAUCCGUCAGAAACUUGUAAAAACAUAAAAAUUGCCAAAAAAAAAAAAACAACAAAAUUUAAAGGAGAAAUGUAAUGUACGCUAAGCAAUAUUUUCAAAUCGUAGCGAAUCGUGUGCGGAUCGUGUGUACAUAUAGCCCGGGGGGCGGCGAUAGGGAGAUACGAUCCAGUUUAUGCCAUUUAUGGAAAAGAUAUCAAAAUGUAACCAAUAAGAGCGAUUUAGCGAUAAUCAAAAGCAGACAAUGAAAUUAGUCAGGCAGCGCAAAUGUUUUUAAUCAGUUUCCAUGAAUUAGUUAAAUAAAUGAACGACGAACGGCACAACAACUACGAAUAAAACCCCAUUAAAUAUACUUACAUCCACAACAUGAAUAAACUGAUUCGAAUACAUAUUGAAGCAUAGCAUAGCAUAGCCUAGCAUAGAGCAUAUAAAAUAUAUGGCAAUUAUUGUAAAUGGAUGGUGACGGACGGGGAGAAUGCUUUGACUUUUACUCGAAACAUAAUUAAACCUGAACAUAAGAUAGUAUCGAUAAUCGCAUGGAUAAUUCAUCUACUCUAAAACUAAAUCUAAAUCUAUCCAAAUAAAUUAAAUCAAAUUUAAACCACAAACAAAACGCACGUGUUACAGCCAGAUAAAGAUAAAGAUACAGAUACAGCUACAAAUUAAGAUAGAAAGUUCGAGGCAAUAGAGAGAGUAAAGAAUACUGGAUUAUAGGCAUUUUUAAAUUUAACUAUCCAAAUAACGUUUAAGUGUUUCAACUGUAAAUUGUAUCAAAGUUAAAUUAAAAACCAGAUUAUUUAUAUAUUAGAGAGAACCCAAGAAACCAAGAAACAACCACACGGCAAGUGCUAGCAUCUUCUAAUUAUCACUGUAAAAUGAUGUAAUUUAAAGAAAGAAUAUAUAAGCAAUAUUAAAGUUUAACCUUAAAAAGAGCAACAAAAUUGAUUUUUAAGUCAGCCCACACACACACACACACACACAAACACACACACACACACACCAUUACUCACCGACAGCCACAACACAAAAAGCCAGUAAAAUUCCAUUAGUACACAGUAAAAAGUGAGCGCAAACUAAAUUACGAGUCACGAGUAAAUUUUAGAAGAAAUUUUCAAACAAAACUAAAAACCAAAACGAAUUCGAAAUCGA